AUGGAGGAACGGUCGGUUGAACCGAAUCUAGUAAUGUAUAGUGCAGUCAUUGAUGGACUAUGCAAAGAUGGACUUGUCACGGAUGCGCUUAGUUUGUGUUCUCGGAUGGCUGAUAAGGGAGUUUUACUUGAUGUUGUCACGUACAACUCUUUAAUUCGUGGUUGUUGUAGUCUGGGUCGAUGGCAAGAUGUAACCCAGUUACUAACGAGAAUGGUGCGGGAAAACAUUGAAAUGGAUGACUUUACAUUUAACAUAUUGAUUGAUGCACUAUGUAAAGAAGGAAGGAUCUUAGAAGCACAAGGUGUGUUUGUUAUGAUGAUGAAAAGAGGCGAGAAACCGGAUAUUAUUACUUACAAUGCUCUGAUGGAUGGGUAUUGUUUGAGAAAAAGUAUUACUGAGGCUAAAGAACUAUUCAAUAGGAUGGUCAAAAGAGGCUUGGAACCUGAUGAACUUAUUGCUGAUUUUGAGGUGUCAGAAGGAAUAUAUUCACGUGCUUCUAUAGAAGAAACUGAUUAUGUGUGUUUAUGGCUGGGAGCAAAUGUUAUGUUGGAAUAUUCAUUAGAAGAGGCUACUGCUCUCCUACAGAAAAAUCUGGAUAAUGCUACUGCUCUCCUGCUAGGACCAAACGACAAUUACUCAGAUGAUGUGGGCUCUAGAAUAUGA
Molecule: messenger RNA, 663 nt
Organism: Vicia faba (fava bean)
Lineage: Eukaryota; Viridiplantae; Streptophyta; Magnoliopsida; Fabales; Fabaceae
Source: the annotation of a GenBank genome assembly